Molecule: messenger RNA, 1192 nt
Organism: Punica granatum (pomegranate)
Lineage: Eukaryota; Viridiplantae; Streptophyta; Magnoliopsida; Myrtales; Lythraceae
Source: RefSeq, a predicted model, not a curated record
CCAACUCAGAAAAAAAAAAAAAGAGGAAGAAGAAAAAUCUCAGCCUCCUCUCGUUGACUCUCUCUCUGUGCCUUGCUCUUCCUCUGCAAGGCGAGCUAGUGAGUUCGGAAGCCAUGGCCGUAAUUUCUCCACAAGCCCUGAAAUCCCCGCUCGCUCCGCUCUGCCACUCUCAGCUUCCUCAGCCUCAGUUCAACAGGAGGAGCAGUCGUACCUUUCAGUCCGUAAUUAAGCCUGUGAAUCGAGAAGCCCUCGCAGCUCGGACGCGUGUCGUCGCGCGAGCUUCAGCUUCCGUGUCUGGGUUUAGCCCCGACAUCAGCGACAAGCUCGGUGAUGUCGGAAUCUUCAACGCCGCCGGCGAGCCCGUCCUGUUCACGGACCUCUGGGACCAGAAAGAGGGAAUUGCCGUGGUUGCUCUCCUGAGACACUUUGGAUGCUUCUGCUGUUGGGAACUUGCUGCGUCUUUGAAAGAAGCAAAACCACGGUUCGAUGCAGCUGGUGUCAAACUUAUUGCUGUCGGUGUUGGUGAGCCCCUCAAAGCUCGGAUGCUUGCUGAAAGGUUACCGUUUCCAAUGGACUGCCUCUACGCCGACCCCGAGCGGAAGGUAUAUGAUGUUAUGGGCUUGUACUUUGGCAUUGGUCGUACAUUUUUCAACCCCGCAAGUAUGAAGGUUUUCUCAAGACCGAGGUUCGAGGCUAUGAAGAAAGCCAUGGAAAACUAUACGAUUCAAGCCACUCCAGAUAACCGGAGUAGCGUUCUCCAACAGGGAGGGAUGUUCGUGUUUAAGGGGAAGGAGUUGUUAUAUGCACGGAAGGACGAAGGAACUGGGGAUCACGCCCCUCUAGAUGACAUAUUCGAUGUCUGUUGCAAAGUUCCGGUUUCAUAAGAUCUCAUCAACUGAUAUCAGUCUUCACAAUAUUUGUAUAGAUAUUUGUAUACAUGUGCCAUCUGUGUAUCCCAAAAUCUGAGGCAGGUUAACUUCAUAUCAGCUUCGAGUAAUUAAUAGCUUAGGGUCGGUUUUGAUGAAGGGCGCCUGGAAAACUGUGUAUUAUGUGUCAUCUGUUGUAGUAAUUUUUCAGGUAUGUCCGAACAAUGGAUUGCAUUGUAUUUGCUUCUACUACUUGACAACAGAGCAUUAAGCAGUUGUUACUGAAUUUUACUUUUAUCGGUUUAUAUUGAGGUAAUUCUCAAAAA